Trichobilharzia regenti is the source of this 212-nucleotide messenger RNA. Lineage: Eukaryota; Metazoa; Platyhelminthes; Trematoda; Strigeidida; Schistosomatidae. The record is from the annotation of a GenBank genome assembly.
GUGAGUGCAUCGCCCUCGGACAAUCUUGUACUGCAAGUAUGGAGAAGAAGUUUUGUCCACCAUAUGAAUGCCAGAUGAGCACUCUUAGAUCUGGAACAUGCGUCCAUAAUUGUCUCAAGAUGAGUUCACCGUGUAAGACGAAUGAAGAGUGUUGCAGCAACAGAUGUUUCUAUGGUAAAUGUCUGGACAAGAAAACAUUCGGAGAGAAGUGA